Acanthosepion pharaonis is the source of this 672-nucleotide messenger RNA. The record is from the annotation of a GenBank genome assembly. Lineage: Eukaryota; Metazoa; Mollusca; Cephalopoda; Sepiida; Sepiidae.
AUGAAUUUGCUCGACUGUCCGGAUCAGGCGAUUAUUCAGACGAUACAAGUGAAUAUACUUGCCCAUUUCUGGACAAUCAAAGCAUUUCUUCCAGACAUGAUUGAACGUAACUCUGGACACAUUGUGACAGUUUCUUCUGCAGCUGGUGUCAUUGGUUUAAAUAAACUGACUGAAUAUUGUGCGAGUAAAUUCGCCUGCGUUGGUCUCGAUGAAUCCUUACGAUUUGAACUCGGUAUGCUCCAGAAACAUGGUGUGCAUAUGACCCUGGCAUGUCCCUACUACACCGACACGGGAAUGUUUGAAGGGGCACAAACAAGAUUCCCAUCAAUUCUGCCAGUGUUGGACACAGAGUUCGUCGCAGAAAAAAUCGUACAAGCGAUUCUGUGUAACCAAGAAGUUCUUUACGUCCCACGCAUUCUUUAUUUCAUUGUUGCCUUAAAAGGAAUUUUACCCGCGAAAUGCUGGUCUUUGGUCCUGCAAUUCACUGGCAGCGGGAUAUGUCAUCAUAAUUCUUUCGUUAAUUCUGUCUUUUUAUUUCUGUCUGGUUAUCUAUCUAUCUCUGUCUGUCUGUUUGUCUGUCUAUCUAUCUAUUUUUCUUAUUUUGUUAACAUCUAUCUAUCUAUCUAUCUAUCUAUCUAUCUAUCUAUCUAUCUAUCUAUUUUAUUGUGUUAA